AUGCUCUCAUCACCUUACUUCCCCUCAACCGAGGCAAAAUGUUCGUCUAAGAUAUUGAAGGUAUCGACAGUUCCAUCAAAUCCCACCUAUUUCGAGCUAUAUCGUGAAGUAUGUCAUCGGAAACCGUUGUUAAUACAAGAAAUCGUCGCUGGUGAUCCCUGGAAGCUGCUUGUUGCUGUAACGUUUCUGAAUAAAACUUCGGGUAAAAUUGCCAUCCCCGUAUUUUGGAAUGUCAUUGCAAGGUGGCCAACGCCUCUCAUGUUGUCUAGAGUGGAUGAGAACGAACUGAUUGAUGCCAUCCAACAUCUUGGAACGCAAAAUAUUCGGGCAAAGAGACUCGUACUUCUUUCCAGAGCUUAUCUACAAGAUCCUCCGUCUUUUUAUGAUCUUCGACCAUCAAAGCCGGGCGUGGUCACAUUGCAACUAACAAAGUCCACAGAGUCGUCGAUUAGACAGAAGACAAGAUACCCACCUACUCCCAUCUCUCACCUUCCAGGAACUGGCCCAUACGCACUUGACUCUUAUCGAAUCUUUUGCACGUUGCACCACGAUCCUUCAUCAAAUGAAUGGCAGAACGUUACACCGACUGACAAGGAACUUAUUCGGUUUCUGAAAUGGAAGUGGGCUGUGGCAGAACAUCGACAGUGGUCAGCGACAUCGGGACUUGGUGGAACCGCAACGACAGAGUAUCUUGUGUCGCUCAUAUCAGACCUGACGUCCCUAAACUAG
Laccaria bicolor S238N-H82 is the source of this 729-nucleotide messenger RNA. RefSeq lists its product as uncharacterized. The transcript is spliced from 4 exons. Gene Ontology annotation, molecular function: catalytic activity; DNA binding. Lineage: Eukaryota; Fungi; Basidiomycota; Agaricomycetes; Agaricales; Hydnangiaceae. Gene Ontology annotation, biological process: DNA repair. The coding region runs from base 1 to 729 and encodes 242 amino acids. The record is from RefSeq and is a predicted model, not a curated record. Gene Ontology annotation, cellular component: nucleus.